UGCAAGUUUUUGAUGGUCACCAAUGCACUUCUAUACUAUACAAAUAUACAGAUGUGGUGAUUGCCUAUAAAACAGACUCAGUACUCGACUAGACCGUUAUUGAAAGACCUCCGAACAUCAAGGCGUCAUUUAUAAAGACUUCCAACAUCAAGGCGUCACUCAGUACUCGACAAGACCGUUAUUGAAAGACUCCGAAACAUCAAAGCGUCAUCUAUUUGAUAUUUUUUAUGAUGUUGAAAAUUCUACUUUUAUGUGUCCUGGUGGAAUAUACUCUACAAGGACGUUAUGGACGUGCGUAUAACCGACACCAAGGCAACAAUGACCGCUACAAAGGUCACACUAACCGCUACAAAGGUCAAACUAAUCGCUACAAAAGUCACAAUGACCGUUACAAAGGAAUAUCUUCUUGGAGCCAUUCAAAACGAUACAGAGGUACCAAAACGACACAAUACUAUAGGUACAGACAAAGGGAGCCUAUUCUGCCUUCAUCUACACAGCACUAUAGGUACGGACCGGGGAAACCUACCCUGCCCCCGUCUACAACAACUCCGACUGUAAGUACAACGCCACCUGGUGGGGGAGAUGUUCGUUUGCCGCUCAAUUUGUAUCCAUUCUUAUAUGACCUUGAGAUACAACCUUUUAUAUAUGAAACAAAUUCAUCAGAUUUCUAUUUCAUUGGAAAAGUUAGGAUUGACAUGGAAUGCAGAAGAUCAACAAAUGAAAUAGUUCUGCACAGUAAUAAGCUUAACAUUACGACAAGUUCUGUGACAAUAACACCAAUGUCACCUGGACAAAGUACAAUUAUUCCUACAAUAGAAUUUGACACUGUCAAUCAGUUCCUGAUUUUGAAAUCAACUACGUCAUUGGUGGCUGGAUCGAAUUAUUCUGUUUACAUUGAGUUUAAUGGUCCUAUACUCUCUAACCUUGCUGGGUUAUAUCAAAGUUCAUACCAACGUGGAAAUGAUACAAUAUAUAUUGCCACAACACAGAUGCAACCAUCAGAUGCUAGAAGAGUCUUGCCGUGUUUCGAUGAACCAGCUAUUAAAGCAAGAUUUCGUGUGACUGUGAUCAGAAAACAACAUCUUAUUUCCUUGUUCAAUACGAACCAAAUCGGAUCCACUGACUUAGCUAACGACUGGAUAGCGGAUCGUUACGCAGAUACACCAUUGAUGUCAACGUACUUAUUAGCUUUGGUUGUUUGUGAUUUCACAUUCAUAGAAGAAAGAACUGCCAAUAAUAUAUUAUACAAAGCGUGGGCUCGUCCAGAAGCUAUCAAUCAAACAACAUAUGCUUUAGACGUUGGAGUCAGAAUUUUGACUUUCUUUGAGGAGUACUUUGCUACAUCAUUUCCGCUUCCGAAACAAGAUAUGAUAGCAGUUCCCGAAUUUUUGUUUGGUGCAAUGGAGAACUGGGGACUGGUGGUGUACAAAGAAAAGUCCAUGCUGUACGAUCCUCUGGACACAGCAGAAAUUGAUAAACAGUUUGUAACAAUGGUUAUCUCCCAUGAAUUGGCACACAUGUGGUUUGGGAACUUAGUGACACCCGCAUGGUGGGAUGAUUUAUGGCUCAAUGAAGGAUUUGCCAACUAUAUAGCAUUUGUUGGAAUGGACUUCAUACACGAAGACUGGCUGGUGCUCGAUCACUUUGUUGUCAAUAGUGUUCAGAGAGCUUUAAGUGUUGAUGGACUUAUUUCCUCACAUCCUAUAUACGUUCCUGUUUCCGGUACAGCUGAAGUUUUCCAAUUAUUUGACACUAUUUCAUACGAAAAGGGUGGAUCUGUUAUAAGAAUGAUGCAAUUCUUUUUGGGUGACGAAACAUUCAAAAGAGGUAUGCAGCUAUACAUAACAGAGAGAGCAUACGGUGCAGCUACACAUGACGAUCUGUGGGACGCUUUAGGAAGACUAUACAUAACAGAGAGAGCAUACGGUGCAGCUACACAUGAUGAUCUAUGGGACGCUUUAGGAAGACAAAGUGUUAUAGAUGGUAAGUUACAACAGGUUAAUGAUGUUAAAAGAAUAAUGGACACCUGGACUUUGCAAAUGAACUACCCAACAGUUUUCAUGAAAAGAAAAGGAAAUAACAUAACACUAAGUCAAUCCAGGUAUCUACGUGACAAAACUGCUACUGAUCCUGGAAAGUAUAACUCAACUUUCGGAUAUAAAUGGGAAAUACCUGUCACACUUACAACCCAAACUAGUAAAGAUUUCAACCAGAACGAUACUGACAUAAUCUGGAUGGGAAAAGACGGGUCAGACGUUUUACUAUCAGGAGUAAUAAGUGGGAAUGACUGGUAUAUAGGAAAUAUAAGACAAUAUGGGUUCUACAGAGUAAAUUACCCAGAAGACAAUUGGAUCAAAUUAAUAGAUCAACUAAAAACGGAUCAUAAAGUUAUACAUCCUGUAAAUAGAGCUCAGAUAAUUAAUGAUGCAUGGAACUUUGCAAAGUAA
Mytilus trossulus (common blue mussel) is the source of this 2447-nucleotide messenger RNA. RefSeq names its product aminopeptidase N-like. Gene Ontology annotation, molecular function: metalloaminopeptidase activity; zinc ion binding; peptide binding. The transcript is spliced from 17 exons. Gene Ontology annotation, biological process: peptide catabolic process; proteolysis. The record is from RefSeq and is a predicted model, not a curated record. Lineage: Eukaryota; Metazoa; Mollusca; Bivalvia; Mytilida; Mytilidae. Gene Ontology annotation, cellular component: cytoplasm. The coding region runs from base 228 to 2447 and encodes 739 amino acids.